Messenger RNA from Closterium sp. Yama58-4, 3345 nucleotides. NCBI's taxonomy places the organism in Eukaryota, Viridiplantae, Streptophyta, Zygnematophyceae, Desmidiales, Closteriaceae. The record is from the annotation of a GenBank genome assembly.
AUGGAGGUAGACCCGGUUGACCCUGUUGAGGUAGCUGUUGACUCUCGUCCUGCUGGGGGUGCGGAGCCUGGGGGUGCUGAGCCUGGGGGUGCUGAGCCUGGGGGUGCGGAGCCUGCGGUUGCGGAGCCUGGGGGUGCGGAGUCUGGGGGUACUGAGCCUGGAUGUACUGAGUCUAGGGGUGCUGUGCUUGGGGGUGCUGAGCUGCAGAGUUCUGGGUCUGGGAGUGCUGAGUCUGGGGGUGCUGAGCCUGGGAGUCCUACCCCUGGGGGAGCUCUCUCCUCGGAGCGGCUGCGUGAGUGGUACUCAGAGUACUGCAGCCUCCGGAGAGGUGCCUCUGGGACCAGGAGUGCUGCUGCGACUGGUGCUGGUGCCUCCCCUCCUCAGCGGGAGCUGCCCUCUCUUGAGCGGAUCCGCGAGUGGUACGAGCGGCGCUGCACUCUCCGGAGUGGAGCGCCUGGUGUCGCGGACCCUGGUGCUGGAGGUGCUGCUGCUGCUGCUGGAGGCCCUGCUGGUACUGCGGACCCUGGGGUUGGAGCUGCUGCUAGUACUACGGACCCUGGAGCUGCUGCUGGUACUGCGGACCCUGGAGCUGGAGCUGCUGCUGGUGCUGCGGACCCUGGAGCUGGAGCUGCUGCUGGUGCUGCGGACCCUGGAGCUGGAGCUGCUGCUGGUACUGCGGACCCUGGAGCUGGAGCUGCUGCUGGUGCUGCGGACCCUGGAGCUGGAGCUGCUGCUGGAGCUGCUGCUGGUGCUGCGGACCCUGGAGCUGGAGCUGCUGCUGGUACUGCGGACCCUGGAGCUGGAGCUGCUGCUGGUGCUGCGGACCCUGGAGCUGGAGCUGCUGCUGGUGCUGCGGACCCUGGAGCUGGAGCUGCUGCUGGUGCUGCGGACCCUGGAGCUGGAGCUGCUGCUGGUGCUGCGGACCCUGGAGCUGGAGCUGCUGCUGGUACUGCGGACCCUGGCGCUGGAGCUGCUGCUGGUGCUGCGGACCCUGGAGCUGGUGCUGCUGGAGCUGCCGCGGGUGCUGGUGCCGUCUCUCCUGGUUCUGGAGUCACUGAGCGGCCCCGACCGUACUUCGUUCCGCUUCUCCAGCAGGUUCUUGGUCAGCCUCCUCCUCCUUGUCCUGCUCCCUCCUUAGCGUGUCCUCCGUCCGUCACGUCGCAGUCGCAGUUACCGCCUCCCUCGCCGCUCCCCGGUCCUUCUCCUUACUCUGGUCCCACAGGAGGUCUUACGGAGCAUCGUGAGCCUGAGUCUCGUCCUGUGUCGCCUGCGUCUCGCUCUACGUCGCCUGUCCGUGCUGCUCGCACUGGUCGUCGUGUCCCACGUGAGCGCCCUCCCCCUGUCCCUUGCACUCACUACAUGACUCUGCGUCCCUCCACUGCUCCUCAGCGUGUCCUUCUGCCGUCUCCUCCUGCGUCCUCUCUUCCUGACCUUCCUGACCCGGAGUCUGACUCCCUUCGUGCUGCCCGUCCUACUGUCACACGUCUCCUUGCUACUGUUGUCACUGACCCUACCUUUGAGUCCUCUGCUGCGUCUGCUCUCGUUGCUGAGUUAGUUGACUUUGCUGCCGCUUGUCGUCUCGACUACGCCGCUAGCCUAGUUGCUGAGUCUGAGUCUGUCUGUCCUCCGUCCGUCGGGGGUGAGUGUGCUCUUGGCACGGACGUCCUUGAGGACAGGCAGGAGGAGUUCCAGUGCUUUGCUGCUGCUUUACCUCAUCUCGUGUCCAUGCUAGUUGCCCCUGAGGGAGACCUGGAUGCACCAGACAUCCCGACCCCGCGCUCUUACGCAGAGGCGAUAGCGGGUCCCUACUCCUCUCAGUGGCAGACAGCCAUGGACGCAGAGAUGGCUUCCUGGAAGUCCACAGGCACCUACGUCGACGCUGUUCCCCCACCAGGGGCGAACAUCGUCAGUGGCAUGUGGAUUUUCAGGGUGAAGCGGCCGCCGGGUUCUCCGCCUGUCUUCAAGGCGCGUUACGUUGCUCGAGGCUUCAGCCAGCGUGAGGGAGUCGACUUCUUCCAGACCUUCUCCCCCACCCCGAAGAUGACCACUCUUCGGGUGCUGCUGCACAUAGCCGCUCAGCGUGACUACGAGCUUCACUCUCUUGACUUCAGCACUGCUUUCUUGCAGGGUAGUCUGCACGAGGAGAUCUGGCUGCGCCGCCCUCCUGGCUUCACUGGGUCGUUUCCUCCUGGUACCCAGUGGAGCCUCCGCCGGCCGGUCUACGGUCUCCGCCAGGCACCACGUGAGUGGCACGACACACUGAGGACGACACUUGCGGCACUUGGGUUCGCGCCUUCUACUUCUGACCCGUCGCUGUUUCUGCGCACAGACACUUCGUUGCCGCCGUUCUACAUCCUCGUGUACGUCGAUGACUUGGUCUUUGCCACUGCUGACACUCAGGCUCUCGCCCACGUGAAGUCGGAGCUGCAGAAGAGACACAUGUGCACAGACCUGGGUGAACUGACAAGCUAUCUUGGCUUGCGGAUCACCCGAGACAGAGCACGGCGCACCAUUACCUUGACUCAGUCACACAUGGUGCAGCAGGUCCUUCAGCGCUUCGGCUUCACGUACUCCUCGCCUCAGUCCACUCCUCUGCCUACCGGUCACUCGCUCUCAGCUCUGCCUUCGGAUGAGUCCGUAGAGCCGAGUGGCCCGUAUCCAGAGCUUGUGGGCUGCCUCAUGUACCUGAUGACCUGCACUCGUCCUGACCUUGCAUACCCUCUUAGCAUCCUUGCACGCUAUGUCGCUCCUGGCCGUCACCGGAAGGAGCACAUGGAUGCCGCUAAGAGGGUGUUGCGCUACUUGUGCAGUACGUCGGGCAUGGGGCUAGUGCUUGGAGGGCGAGACCGAGUUGUUCUCACUGGACACUCAGACGCUUCUUGGGCGGACGACCAGGCCACUCAGCGGUCGUCUCAGGGUUACACCUUCAGCCUUGGCUCCGGUUCAGUUUCUUGGCGUUCUACACGUUCUUCUUCAGUUCUCAGCUCCAGUUGUGAGGCUGAGAUCUACGCCACAGCCAUGGCGGCCCAGGAGCUACGCUGGCUCACCUACCUGCUGACCGACUUGGGAGAGCGGCCUCGUUCUCCUCCAGUGCUGUACGUCGACAACAAGGCUGCCAUUGCCUUGUGUGAGGAGCACAGACUGGAGCACAGAACGAAGCACAUCGCUCUGCGGUACUUUCUGGCUCGUGAGCUGCAGCAGCGUGGUCAGCUUUGUCUGCGUUACGUGGCCACUCAGGCCAACACUGCUGACGUGUUCACCAAGGCGCUUCAGCCUUGUGACCAUCAGCGCUUCUGUACUCUUCUAGGCCUUGUGCCUACUGGACCUCACUUGCUUACUUCUUGA